AUGUCUCUAUUUGGGAAGGUAGAAGCUGAAAUAGAGAUCAAGGCCUCUGCGUAUAAGUUUUAUGAGGUUAACAGCAAGCGAGUAGCUGAGGCACCGAAAUUUUGCCCUAACUUUAUACAAAGUGUUGAUUUAGUUGAAGGUGAAUGGGGACAAGAGGGCUGUGUCGUUUGCUGUUAUUUUAUCUUCGAUGGGAAAGCUGUAAUGUCUAAGGAGGUAAUGGAAGCCAUUGAUGACAAAAACCAUUCAGUCACUUUCAAGGUGAUUGGAGGAAUACUCAUGGAGUUGUACAAGAGUUUCAAAUUCGUUGUUCAAGCCACUCCAAAGGGUGAGGGGAGCUUGGUCCGCUGGACUUUGGAAUAUGAGAAACUGAAUGUCGAUGAUCCUGAAUCAAACACAAUGCUUGAAUUUGCGAUUGGUGUUACAAAAGAUAUUGACACUCAUCUUACACAAUGUGUUUGUGUAAAAUAAAACUUUUGAGAGCUUUAAAGACUAGAGCUUCCUCAUUUAUGGGUAAAAUAGGCACAAUAUGUACGCAUUUAUGGGUACCACUUUUUUUUUUUUUUGGAUGUUGUUAAACCGUGAGAAACGUAAUUAAAAACACGAAGUCAAAUUCUAAUGUUCAUAUGUUACGUUCUAGGAUGAUUUAUUGCGAUAAAUCCGUUCUUGAAUGGCUAAUUUUGACUACUAUAUUAAGGGUUCGUUUCAUACGGACUGUUU
This is a messenger RNA of Quercus lobata, 717 nucleotides long. Its product is annotated as kirola-like. The record is from RefSeq and is a predicted model, not a curated record. Gene Ontology annotation, biological process: defense response. The coding region runs from base 1 to 468 and encodes 155 amino acids. The transcript has 3 exons. NCBI's taxonomy places the organism in Eukaryota, Viridiplantae, Streptophyta, Magnoliopsida, Fagales, Fagaceae.